Messenger RNA from Lolium perenne, 558 nucleotides. Lineage: Eukaryota; Viridiplantae; Streptophyta; Magnoliopsida; Poales; Poaceae. The record is from RefSeq and is a predicted model, not a curated record.
AUGAGUGAGCGAGCGGAUGAACCAGGUCUGCGAGCCGGCGGGGGGAGGAGGACGAGGAAGAAGGCGAGGCCGGGCGCCUCGACCGAGUUCCGGGGCGUGAGCCGGCGUCCGAGCGGCAGGUACGGGGCGCAGAUCAGAGAGUCCAAGGGGGGAGUUCGGAGUCACAGAUGGCUCGGCUGUUUCGACACCGCCGAGGACGCCGCCAGAGCGUACGACGCCGCGGCCGUCGAGCUGCACGGCGAGGCGGCAAUAACUAACUUCGAGCAGCUCGCCCCUAUUGGCGACGGCGGCAAGACGCCGCUCCUAGCCGAGCUUUCCGGCCAAGAAGCCGGGACGGAGCUCCGCCGCGGGCACCUGCAUCGGAGCGCUGGGCAGACAUGGGGCUCGAAGGGGAAAGCCGCGCUGUCACUGGGAUGCUCCGACCUAACGCCGGCGGAGGGCAGGCAGGUGGACGAGUUGCUCAUGGACAUGGACUCCACUGACGACAGGGAGGCGCUCAUCGAAGCGGCUGCGAUUCUUCAGCAGAUUUCGCAAGCUGUGCCAUGGAGAUGGUGGUAG